Phialemonium atrogriseum is the source of this 869-nucleotide messenger RNA. RefSeq lists its product as uncharacterized. Gene Ontology annotation, molecular function: fatty acid elongase activity. The record is from RefSeq and is a predicted model, not a curated record. Bases 101 to 748 code for a protein of 215 amino acids. The transcript has a single exon. Lineage: Eukaryota; Fungi; Ascomycota; Sordariomycetes; Cephalothecales; Cephalothecaceae. Gene Ontology annotation, cellular component: membrane.
AGACGAAGGGCAAAAGCGGGGAAGAUGGGGGAAGGAGAAUAGAAGUUUGGAUUAUCAUCUCAAAUACUACUCUGCUUGCUCUUGUUUGCACUCUCACACAAUGGAACAGUCAUCCAUGCACUUAAUGCUCCUCCAAUCCCUCGUCUUCCUCCUGACCUGGGCCUCGAUUGACUGCUACGUUUCCCGACACGGCCCCAUCCCUCAAGCACGCACCGUGACGAAGGUCAACAGCUGGCUCUACUCGGCUGUGUCGUUCGUCCUCGUUGUGCUUAUUUUAUCGCCUUCUCAUGACAAGCUUGCGAGACACCUCUAUCACGCCUCCAAGUUCUACGAGUACGUCGAUAUAAUGGGCGUUCGUGCCGGCGGAAAGAGCAUCGAUCUCCAUUUCGCAUUCCACCACUCGACGACACCGUACCUGACCUACUUCCGUGUCCUUCAGCACAGUGAGGGAUGGAAGCCGUUUGCGGCCAUGAAUGCUUUCCAUCAUGUGCUCAUGUACGCGUACCUUGGCGGCGCGUCGCUGUUUCGUCCUAUGCUGGAUGUGACGGGGUCGGCGCAACUGCUUGUGGGUAUUGCGUCAGAUAUGUGGGUGGUUUACGGGAAAUUUGCAUCUGGUCAGGGAGUGCUGUGGCCCAACAUACUCAGCAUGAUGUUGCUUGGAACAUAUUUUAGCUUGUGGGUGAGAGAUUUGAAGAUCAGAGCAAGAGAUCGUAGCCCAACUCAAGAGAAGAAGGGCAAGGAAAUCUGAGAUGGUCAAUAGGGUGGCUUAUUCCCGUUGGCUUUGUGGAGGUGUAGGCAUAUUCUCAGUUGCAGCCAAAGAUCAUGGCUGACAUACAUCCAUUCUCUCAAUGUACGGCGUACUGUUAGAU